AUGGCGACUCAACCUAAGGUUCCCCGUUCCAGCAACGAUUCAGCGGCAGAUGGCGAAUCGGCCAACGCUAACGCAACAAUAGAUGCGAUUGAGGAAGUGCAGAAUGCGAUAGACAACUUGAACGAACAAGCAAGCGAAGAAAUCCUGAAAGUUGAGCAGAAGUACAACAAACUCCGACAGCCGCACUUCGAGAAGAGAUCGGAGUUGAUCGCCAAAAUCCCCAAUUUCUGGCUCACGGCGUUCGUCAAUCAUCCCCAGCUUUCCGACCUGUUGACAACAAGUGACGAGAACGUCCUUAAGCAUCUCAGGAAAGUAGAAGUUCAGGAGUUCGAAGACAUCAAGUCCGGUUUCAGAAUCAACUUCCAUUUCGACAAGAAUGAAUGGUUCAAAAACGCCGUGCUCACCAAGGAAUUCCAUUUGGGAGAUAGUGGUGAACCCUCAUCCACAUUCACUCCUAUUGAAUGGUUUCCAGGCAAGGAUUUGACUGCCAAAGCCAACAGCGGGAAGAAGAACAACGGUGAACAGAUGAAGAAACGCCCCUUCGAAGACCAGUCUCAAGAUAGCUUCUUCUGCUGGUUCACAGACGAAUCCUCUGCAUUUGGGGAUGAGCUCGGUGAAGUAAUCAAGGAUGACUUGUGGCCAAAUCCUCUCCAGUAUUACCUGUCACCAGACAUGGACGAAGAAAACGAAAAUGACGAAGACGAGGACGAGGAGGACGACGAGCAGGAUCUUGACGAGGAGGAAGGCUGCGGUGGUGAUGUUUAG
Echinostoma caproni is the source of this 765-nucleotide messenger RNA. Lineage: Eukaryota; Metazoa; Platyhelminthes; Trematoda; Plagiorchiida; Echinostomatidae. The record is from the annotation of a GenBank genome assembly.